UAGAGUAGAGGACUGAACCCUGAGUCCACCCCUUUUUGCUUCCUGCCUUGCUACUCUUCCCCUUUCAGCCUCUCCUUUUCAUGAGAAACUACUGAACUUGGAGGAAAGGGACCACAUUUCCAUCACCAUGGCACUCUUUUCUUCCCUCACCCCAGUCUUCAUAGCCAUUAUAUGUGUUUUGAUUGGGGUGAUARUGAAGAAGACUAAUGGAGAGAAGGAAAAACGGGACACUAAAAGCAAGGAUCCAUCUCGCCCAUGGGUGGAUGAAGAUUUAAAAGAUGGCACUGACCACCCCUUAGAAGAAGAAGAGGGUGAUGAAGAGUGGCAAGGACUGGAGGAAAAUGUUGCCCACGUCCCCUUCACUGGCGAGCGCUACUCUGAGGCUGAAAUGAUUAAAAGGUCACAGGCAUUUUAUGAGCUUCURAAUAAGAGGCGCUCUGUCAGGUUUCUCAGUGAUGAGCCAGUCCCCAGGGAGGUUAUUGAUAAUGUCAUCAGAACAGCAGGUACCUCACCUAGUGGAGCACACACUGAGCCGUGGACCUUUGUGGUAGUGCAAGAUCCACAUUUAAAACAUAAGAUACGUGAAAUUGUAGAAGAAGAGGAGGAAAUCAACUACAAAAAAAGGAUGGGUGACAGAUGGGUUAAUGACCUGAAAAGAUUGAGAACAAACUGGAUCAAAGAGUACUUGGACACUGCUCCGUAUUUGAUCCUCAUUUUCAAGCAGGUAUAUGGGCGGCUUCCAAAUGGCAAAAAGAAGACCCACUACUACAAUGAAAUCAGUGUUUCUAUUGCCUGUGGUAUCCUGCUUGCUGCACUGCAGAACGCGGGGCUGUACACGGUGACCUCCACACCCCUCAACUGCGGCCCCCAGCUCCGGGUGCUGCUGCAGCGCCCGGCGAACGAGAAGCUGCUGCUGCUGCUCCCCGUCGGCUAUCCCAAGAAGGACGCCACCGUGCCAGCGCUGACUCGGAAGCCGCUGGAAGACAUUAUGGUGGUGAUGUGAGCCCAGGGCAGGAGGAUGGAGUGCAUCCCUGCUGGCAGCUGCAAUUGUCCCUGCUGUUUCUGUGCGUUGUCCCGCUAUGUCGCUGUGUCUCUGGCUGUUUACACCUCUAUUUCUUUUAGUGCUACUAAUCUGCUAUCAGCAGUGAGCAGUCAGGCACUGUGCCUUUGGCAGCUGCUGCUCCCUGUAUGGCCAGAGCGUUGUUCCAGGGGAUGUGUACAAUGGCAUUUCAAUGACUUUCAUCACUUGAUUUUUCUCAUGCAUUGUGGGGACAAAUCUCUUCUUGAACUAGAAUAUAUAUUUUCCUUAUACUAUUGUGAUUGCCAUUGCAGAGUCAUUUUAACUUAAAGAUUUUAAUGAAGGUUGUAUUAAAAGUUACAAUGAGGUCAAAAUCA
This is a messenger RNA of Malurus melanocephalus (red-backed fairy wren), 1395 nucleotides long. It is a transcript of the gene IYD, whose product is annotated as iodotyrosine deiodinase. Bases 128 to 1003 code for a protein of 291 amino acids. The record is from RefSeq and is a predicted model, not a curated record. Lineage: Eukaryota; Metazoa; Chordata; Aves; Passeriformes; Maluridae. Gene Ontology annotation, molecular function: oxidoreductase activity. The transcript has 5 exons.